Messenger RNA from Helicoverpa armigera (cotton bollworm), 1420 nucleotides. It is a transcript of the gene pofut1, whose product is annotated as GDP-fucose protein O-fucosyltransferase 1. The record is from RefSeq and is a predicted model, not a curated record. Gene Ontology annotation, biological process: Notch signaling pathway; protein O-linked glycosylation via fucose. NCBI's taxonomy places the organism in Eukaryota, Metazoa, Arthropoda, Insecta, Lepidoptera, Noctuidae. The coding region runs from base 284 to 1417 and encodes 377 amino acids. Gene Ontology annotation, molecular function: peptide-O-fucosyltransferase activity. The transcript is spliced from 4 exons.
AAGCCUUAAUUACUUCGACGUCCAUCGCAAGUGGUUUGCCAGGCAGGAAUGAGCCAUGCGCCAAUGUGUAAACACCAUUUGAUCGUGGCCUACAUUUGUGCAUUGCACAGCUUGGCCCAACACAGGCCAACGUGUACUGGGGCCUUUAUAUGUUCUGUGGUUACAAGCACAAGGUACUUUUUUACCGGUGCUUGUAUUGUUGUUAUUUUGAAUUUUGCUGUUUAAGUUCAUAUUGUUGUGAUUUUACAGGACGAUCAAAAUAGCAAAGUUUUCUGUAAUCAUAAUGCCCCUUUUCCAUUAUCUAAUUUUGGCUCUGAAUAUAAUAAGUAUAAAUUGUUGCAAUGAAAAUGGUUUUAUAGUAUACUGUCCCUGUAUGGGCAGGUUUGGUAAUCAGGCAGAUAAUUUUUUAGGAGCAUUAGCUUUCAGUAAAGGUUUAAAUAGAACAUUGGUAUUACCUCCAUGGGUAGAAUACAGGUUUGGUGAACCUAAAUCCAUACAAGUACCUUUUGACACAUAUUUCAAGGUUGAAACUUUAGCAACAUAUCAUAAUGUUAUUACCAUGGAGAAGUUUAUGAAAGAAAUGGCUCCUGUUGUUUGGCCUGUCACAAAACGAAUCUCAUUUUGUUACACUCAAAGAAUGGGUGAACAAGAAAAAAGUUGCAAUGCUAAAUCGGGUAAUCCUUUUGGUCCAUUUUGGGACACAUUUAAUAUAGAUUUUUCCUACUCUGAAUUUUAUGGACCUUUGAAUUAUGACGUGCAUAACAAAGCGAUGCCAGAAAAGUGGAAACAAAAGUAUCCUCCAUCUCAAUGGCCUGUUCUAGCUUUCACUGGUGCACCUGCAAGUUUCCCAGUUCAAAAAGAAAACGUACAUUUACAAAAGUACCUCUCCUGGAGUGAUGACAUAUCUAAUAAGUCAAAACAAUUUAUAAAGAAGAAUAUGAGUGGAGGUGGUUUCUUGGGUUUACAUUUAAGAAAUGGACAAGAUUGGGUUAAGGCUUGUAAACAUGUCCAGGACAGCACCAUGUUAUUUGCAGCACCUCAGUGUGUGGGAUACAAAAAUGAAAGGGGACCACUAACAUUAUCUAUGUGUCUACCGAAUCCCGAUGAAAUUAUCAAGCAAGUGAAGAGGGCUCUUAAAAAACGAGAAAAUAUAAAGUACAUCUUCGUGGCAUCAGAUUCUAAUCAUAUGAUAAAUGAUUUCAACAAAGGACUGCAGCAUGCUGAAGUGUCAGUUGUCAGGUUACAGCCGUCGAAUCCACACUUGGACUUGGCAAUUCUUGGUCAAGCAAAUUAUUUUAUUGGCAACUGUGUAUCUUCGUAUUCAGCGUUUGUCAAGAGAGAAAGAGAUGUAAGAGGUUUACCUUCAGAAUUUUGGUCGUUUCCAUACAGAAAAAAGAGUAAACACAUAGAACUGUAAUAA